UUAGACCACAGUCAUUUGUUACUGAGACGCUCAGAGGAGAGCAUGACUUGCAUUCACACAUCAAGACUAUAUUUUGGACUUUUGUUCUUAUUUCUGUCCUUUCAACGAUGCUGUUCAGCAGCUGAUCUGAAUGUGCAGUGCACGAUUAUCAACGCUGAGUAUGUGGAGUGCUUCUGGCACCCAAACACAUCAACAGCGAACUACACCUUCAGCAGUCAAUUUUUAGAUGUUUUCCAAGACUGUCCAGAAUACAUAAUGAAGCACAAUUACACUGUAGGCUGCAGAACUCCUCUCAAAGACCAUGAUCAGAGGUUUGAUAGAUUUAGUACAAAUGUAUCCACUGAGAGAAACCACACUAUUUCAAAAACUUUUGAAUCCCUCAAGAGAAAAGUGCAGCUAAACCCACCCUGUAACCUCUCAGUGAAGUGGAACGAGCAGGAGGGCACACUUUUACUGUACUGGAACAGUAGUACCCCUCUCAAAGAAACCUGUGUAGUCUAUAUGGUGCGCAACCAGAAAGACAUAAGCCAGACCACAAACGUGACUGGAAAGUCCUACAGUCUGUCUCAGGUCUCACAGAACAAGCCCUAUGUUUUCCAAGUGCGGAGCACUGUUUCUAAUAUCUGCGGUGGUUCAGACCUCUGGAGUAACUGGAGCGAUCCAAUAAAGUGGGGCAGUACUGGGAACAUCAGCAGACAAGGCUGGUGGGAUGGGUUGUAUGGGAUUCUGGCAUUGCUUCUGCUGCUUCCACUGUGUUUGUUGUUGUGCUAUUGUGAGAGGAAAAGGAUCAUUUUACUUCCAGUCGUGCCUGACCCUAGCAAGAACCUGCAGGAUUUGUUUCAUAAACAUGAUGGAAAUGUUGAGAGCUGGGUUCACAUCUCUAGAGAGCUGAAGGAAGCCUUUGAGCCUGACUACACAGAGCCGUCAUGUGACGUGUGUGAGGUUGUGCCCUCUUGUGACACUGGUCCCACAAGUGUGGUCAGUCCUGAUGCUCAAACUGACAACUGUGAUGAACCAAGUGCUGAAGAAGAGCAUGCAAAUGAACCACGCACUGAAGAAGAGAGUGCAGAUGAACAAGGUGCUGAAGAAGAGUAUGCAGAUAAACCAGGCGCUGAAGAAGAGCGUGCAGAUGAACCAAACACUGAAGAGCCUGCAGAACCACAGACCUCAUAAGCCAAAGUGGCGUUAACCAUUCUUACUGAACAUGUUCAUGUGCUACAUUUUAAUGUUUUCUGUUGCACAUUUAUUUUACCUCAUUCAUAUCUAAUUUUAUGCAAGUUUGUGUAUAAGAAAAAUAAAAAAUGUAGUUGCUGACAUUUCUCAAUCAAUGCAGUGUACUCAAAAGUUUAGCGUUGUGUUGACCAAGGCUGCUUUUAUUUGUUCGAAAUACAAUACAAAAUGGUAAUAUUGUAAAAUAUAAUAACAAUAAGUGUUUUUUUUAAUUUUUUAAAAGUUUGCUUAAUAUUUUGUGGAAACCAUGAUAUUUUUUUUUUUUUUUUUUUUUUUUUUUGGUCAGGAGUCAUUGAUAAAUAAGAACUUCAACAUUUUUGGAAUGACAUUUAUAAGAAAUCUAAAUCUUUAACAUUGUUUUAAGUGUCUCUACCAUAAGUGUUGAUUAAUUUAUUGUGUCCUUGCUAAAUA
Molecule: messenger RNA, 1641 nt
Organism: Labeo rohita (rohu)
Lineage: Eukaryota; Metazoa; Chordata; Actinopteri; Cypriniformes; Cyprinidae
Gene: il2rgb
Product: interleukin 2 receptor, gamma b
Exons: 8
Coding region: 43-1173 (376 amino acids)
Biological process (GO): cytokine-mediated signaling pathway
Cellular component (GO): external side of plasma membrane; membrane
Molecular function (GO): cytokine receptor activity; protein binding
Source: RefSeq, a predicted model, not a curated record